GUUUUGACCAUGAGCCACAGCGACGACGCCUUGUACAUGCCGACGUACGUCGUGCCGAAGUCUGUCGCCCACUUGCUGGAUUCAGACAGUGGUGAGGAAGGAGAUGCACACAACGUGACGCCUAUCAAGCGCAGGCGGGUAGAUCAUAAGCAACCACAGCAGUCGUCAAAAGCUGCAACAUCUCGGGUGGCCCGUCGGCUGGUGCCCGACGUAGUCGACGUCGAUGCAACAGCAGCAGCAGCGUCAUCAGAUAUCAUUGUCCUAAGCUCUGAAGAAGACGACGACGGCGACUUGGAGGUAUUGCGGCAGGUGGCAAACGAUCCGGAGGCCAUUCGGUUUCGGGAACUAGCGAUGCGAUCUGCUGCUGCCGCCGCCGCCGCUGUCAUUUCCAUCGACUCUGACGACGACGAGAAACAACCACAGCCAGGUGUCCCGCGGCCACCGAAGGCCACAUCCUUCUUGACCUUGGCCGUCCUGUGGACCUCUCGAACCGGUAGUGCCGAGUCCGACAUGUACACCUUGGCUCCCAUGGAUGUCUUCCAAGUCCUGCUGGAUGCGUUUUGUGCCAAACUGAAUGUGCCCACGCAUCUCGUCCGCAUGAGCUUCGACGGGUCGCCAGUUCUUCCGUACGAAACCCCAGAAGACAAGGAAGUAGCAGACGGCGACCAAGUGGACAUGGUCGUGGACUGGGACCAAGUGAAGGCGCCGCGAGCCGCCGCCAACGCUGUCCGCGUGCGGGUGCAGCGCGUCGGGUCCAAGAAAACCCAAGUGUUUACGAUCGCCCCUGAAAUGACAGUCAAGAAGCUGCUCGAGUCGUUUUGUUCGCUGCACAACCUAGUUCCAGCUACUGUGGUGCUCAAGUUGUUUGGCGAAGUGCUGCAAGAGGACGUUACUAUCGAGUCUUGCCUAUUGGAUGCAGACGACAUCCUCGUCGCAGAGAGUUCAGCAGAAGCAGUCGAAAUGGCCCCAGAUGAGAGCAACACCGUGACGAUUACUCUUCGCUUCGCCGACAACGAUGUUGAGAAUCACCGGAUUGAUUUGGCGUCCAAGGUCGAGACAUUAGUGGCCAAAGUCAGCAGGAAGCGCCACGUGGAGGCAUCGCAGGUCAAGUUUGUCAUUGAUGGGGACGCGAUGCACCCCCACCAACCGUUUCACUCGUACGAUUUGGAAGGCGACGAGAUCAUCGAUGUCAAACUGGCCACCGUGUGAACACACACAAAAUCACUUGCAACAUACGUGUUGGAUACGGCGAGUUCUAUCGUUGUACAGCGUUGGCAAGCCAGUGCCGUCGACUUUGCAACUCGUCACAGACACACACCCUGGCUGUUGAUGCUGCUGCGACGAAAUUACCCCCGUCACGAACGCACCUUUUGUGUUGGACCUGUAGAUACUAAAUAACAAUGAACAAGAUGUAAACUAUGCAAACA
Aphanomyces astaci is the source of this 1427-nucleotide messenger RNA. RefSeq lists its product as hypothetical. Lineage: Eukaryota; Oomycota; Saprolegniomycetes; Saprolegniales; Verrucalvaceae. Gene Ontology annotation, biological process: cytokine production; positive regulation of transcription by RNA polymerase II. Gene Ontology annotation, molecular function: protein binding. The coding region runs from base 10 to 1209 and encodes 399 amino acids. The transcript is spliced from 8 exons. The record is from RefSeq and is a predicted model, not a curated record.